GUUUUAUAUUAUGAAAUGUCUUUCCGAAAAAUACGCCAGUUAAACGGUGCGUUUGUGCAGAAAAGUAUAGUAAAAGCACGUUUCAACCCCUUUAGAAGUUUUGCGGUUUCUUGUUUAAAUGUGACAUCAAACGGUUCAACUUUUAAACGUGGUGAAAACGGUACAAUGGCAGGGUCGACACCCGUAUCAUCCGCAUAUCAGACUCACAGACCUGCUGAGGUUUCAAAGCUUGUUUCAGGACGGACUUACUGCUCCUCAGCAGCACCCAAGAUUGACUCCAAAACUCACAUGUGGUCAAGAUACACUGAGAUGAAAAGGCUUGUGCAGGAUGUAAUUCCCCCAGGUGUAUGCAGCAUUCUGAACCCCUCAACCAUCUAUGCCAACAAUGAGGUGGACCUGGAACUAGUGGACAUCUAUGGCUUUGAUUAUGACUACACCCUCGCUCUCUAUUCCAACUGCCUUGAUGCCAUGAUCUUCAAUACAGCUAAAGACUUUCUUGUCAAACAGUACAAGUAUCCCGAAGGCAUCAGAAAGUAUGACUAUAUUCCCAACUUUGCUGCACGCGGUCUGCAUUAUGACAUUCAGAAGGGCUUCUUGAUGAAAGUUGAUGCCUUUCAUUAUAUCGAGCUUGGGACUGUGUACAGAGGUUUAAAACCUGUUCCUGAUGAGGAAGUGUUAAAACUCUAUGGAGGAACUCACCAUCUACCUCUUCACGAAGUCAGUGACUUUUAUGGCAAGGGUCCUAAGAUUAAACAGUUCAUGGAUGUUUUCUCUAUCCCAGAGAUGACUCUACUUGCUGUUGCCAAUGACUACUUUAUCUCCAAUGACAUUGAAUAUGACCCAGUUCAUCUAUACAAAGAUGUGUCGGAUGCCAUUGGGAUGGUGCACAUCCAAGGUUACAUGUACAAGUGGGUAAUGCAGGACCUGGAGAAAUACAUCCUCAGAGGAGAGGAGACACUGGCAGUUUUACAAUGCUUGGCCAACAGUGGCAAAAAGCUCUUCCUCAUAACCAACAGCCCCUUUAACUUUGUUGACAAAGGGAUGAAGUACAUGAUUGGGAACAACUGGAGGGACUUCUUUGAUAUUGUAAUUGUUCAAGCUGACAAACCACAUUUCUUCAAUGACUGUGUCAAACCUUUUAGACUAUUAGAUAGCCAUGGGAACCUAAAGUGGGACAAGAUCAAAAGCUUGGAUAAGGGGAAGAUCUACAAACAGGGAAACUUGUUUGAGUUUCUAAGGCUCACAGGAUGGACAGGAUCAAAAGUGCUCUACUUCGGAGACCAUCUGUACAGUGACUUAGCAGAUCUAAUGCUGCGUCAUGGUUGGAGGACAGGGGCUAUUGUGCCAGAGCUUGAGGUGGAGACGAAGGUGGCUAACACACAACAGUUUGCCCAGAGCCUCACUUGGCUUCAGGCACUUACUGGUCUACUGGAGCGCAUGCAGAAACAUCGAGAUCCAGAGGCAAAAGAAGUUCGGAAAGAUUGGUUGAAGGAGAGGGAGGAGCUUCUAGCUGUGACAAAGAACUUGUUCAACCCCCAAUUUGGCAGCAUCUUUCGUACCUGUCACAACCCCACCUAUUUUUCCCGCCGCCUCUGCCGCUACUCGGACCUCUACAUGGCCUCCAUCAGCUGCCUAUUGAACUAUGACCUGUCCUACACAUUCUACCCUCGUCGUACCCCGCUGCAGCACGAGGCGCCCCUGUGGAUGGACCAACUGUGCACAGGCUGCAUGAAGACCCCCUUCCUUGAGGAGAUGUCACAAAUUCGUUGAUAUAGCGUUUCCCACAUCUCAUGCAUCUGUUAGAGAUUUACUGAAACAUAGAGUAUAAAGUUUAAUGCUUUUGGUUGGAAUGAUUAUACUGUAGUUCUCAAACUUGUUGUGACGGGAUGGGUUGCAUAGGGUACCUUGUGUAAAUAUGCGUAAACGAUGGAGGAAAUGUUUGACAGCAUAGGCCCUUUGCAUAUUUACUAUUAUUUCUAUUUCCGAUUAGACAUUCUUUUUUUUUACCAUUUGGAAUUAAUGGAAAUAUUUUACUGCUGGAUUU
This is a messenger RNA of Osmerus eperlanus (European smelt), 2044 nucleotides long. RefSeq names its product 5'-nucleotidase domain containing 2 (gene nt5dc2). The transcript is spliced from 14 exons. The record is from RefSeq and is a predicted model, not a curated record. Lineage: Eukaryota; Metazoa; Chordata; Actinopteri; Osmeriformes; Osmeridae. Gene Ontology annotation, molecular function: 5'-nucleotidase activity. Bases 16 to 1770 code for a protein of 584 amino acids.